This is a messenger RNA of Ahaetulla prasina, 1861 nucleotides long. RefSeq names its product death associated protein 3 (gene DAP3). Gene Ontology annotation, biological process: apoptotic process. Gene Ontology annotation, cellular component: mitochondrial small ribosomal subunit; mitochondrial ribosome. Bases 604 to 1788 code for a protein of 394 amino acids. The transcript is spliced from 14 exons. Gene Ontology annotation, molecular function: structural constituent of ribosome. The record is from RefSeq and is a predicted model, not a curated record. Lineage: Eukaryota; Metazoa; Chordata; Lepidosauria; Squamata; Colubridae.
GUACUCGCGCUCCUGUGGGGAGUGUGGGGAGAAGAGAGAAGAGGGGGGAAAAAAAAAGGAUCAGGACGGAGGAAGAAUGUCCCUCGCCGGGACCCGUCGGCCGAACGCGGAGACGCCGUUGGGCUGAGAGCGCGCGGCGGGUUAAGAUGGCGGCGCCCAGCACGGCGGAAAGCUCCUGAGGGAACGGAGGAGUUGGUGGUUGUUGUUUUUUAAACCCUUCGCGGCGGACUAGCACGUCGGUUGGAUUUUUUUUUUUCUCCUAGGGAGGAAUAUAUAUUUCGUUUGUGGCGGAAGGAGGGGAUGGCUAGGCCUUUUUGAGGAGCUGUUUUGCUUUUAUUCCCCAUUGAAUGCCAGGGGCUUGUUCUCUCCAUCGAGCCUACCUGGCAGGGUUGUUGUGCAGCCUUUCCCGACCUAAAGGUGGGUGGGAUGUCUCCAAAUGCGGGCAGGCUACGAAGAGAAGAAGCUUUCUGUGAAUUAAAAGUGUAUUCCUUUAAAAUAUAGACGAAAAUAGAGCUGAAGUUCCUCACAUAAGUAGAAGAAACGAAUCCUGAGGGAGAAAAAACGGCACUAAACAAUCCAGCAAGAACCAAGUGCAGGGGGACAAUGCUGAGGACUUUGCGAAAACUCAUCCCUUGGGGAUACCAGCUGGAACAGGAUGGCUUUCUCUACUGCAGAACCUGGCAGAGGACAAUGGCAACUCAGAAUGCCCAGCUUCAACCAGAAAUUCUCAGAGCGGCCUUUGUUACCAGCGAGAAUGACCCAGCCAAACACAGCGGAGAUCACGUAGGUCAAUACUACACCAUCUCCCCCGAGGAAGUGAAGGAGACCCUCCCUCACGGGCUCCCAGCUCGCUUCAAACUCCAGAUGAAAACUUUCAACGAAGCUUGCGUCAUGGUUCGACAGCCGGCGGUAGAACUCAUCUCCUACUUAAAACACACCAACUUGUCUCAUCCAGCCGUCCGGUAUCUCCUCUAUGGAGAGAAGAGUACAGGAAAAACCAUGGUUCUCUGCCACGCUGUGCAUUAUUGCGCCAGGCAGAAUUGGGUCAUCGUUCACAUUCCAGACGCUCACCUGUGGGUGAAGAAUUGCAAAGAAUUGCUGCCAUCGUCUUACAACAGCGAGCGGUUAGACCAGCCCGUGGAAGCGGCAAACUGGCUGAAGAAUUUCAGAAUCACCAAUGGGGAAGUUUUAAGCCAGAUCAAAACACAACAGAAGUACAUCUGGGGCAAGCGAGAUGUCACUGAAGAAGGCUGUUCGCUGAUAGAUUUGACUGAGAAGGGCUUAGCUUGGGUGAAAUAUGCUAGCGAUGUCGUCGGGGUGAUCUUGAAAGAGCUGAAGCAGCAAUCUUGCCAGGGGUCCUUCCGACUGCUGGUGGCGGUGGACGGGAUCAACUCCCUUUGGGGGAAGACAGCGUUGAAGCACAACAAGCAGAACGUCUCUGUGGAGGAGCUGACGCUGAUACACAAUCUCAGGAAGAUGGUGGACAACGAUUGGACGGGAGGGGCCAUCGUGGCCACGUUCAGCCAGACGGGAGCCCCCUUCACGCCCCGACCGCUUUAUUUGCCGCACGAGUUGCUGGGACGGGAAGGUUUCGCCGCCUUGGAUCCUUUUGUUCCCAUCGAGGUUUGCAACUACACGGAUGCGGAGUUUGAGAGCUGCUACCAAUAUUAUCUGGAGCGCAAGUGGCUGCAGCAUGAAAAAGCCAACACCAAGGAAGGGAGACUGGAACUCCGUUUUCUCUCCGGACGCAACCCCGGACUGUUUGAACGACUCAGCGCUUUCUUGUAGCAAAGGAUCUCUCCCACCGACCCACCGACAUCCUGGCUUAAGAAAUCCCCUUGUAAUAAACGUUCUAAAAAGA